GCCUCUGUGUGAACAUGUGACUUACACUGCACUAAAAGGUAAACAGAGUCCUCUAGCAAGCAACUGAUUUUAGAAACGAGAUAGUGCCCCUUUAAAAGUAUGCUGAGAUGGAUUAGCUAGGAGGUGUCAACACAACACAUUCCUUCAAAGUACACACCUACUCACCCACUCCCUCUCCAGUUACAUUUUCAGACAAUAUAAUUGUAAUAAAUGGAUGCGCUUUACUUAAAACCAUUCUGAAGAAGUUGGAUUACGUAUAGUCUAAUGAAAGCCUCAAUGGAAAAGAAAUGGACAGAUUACAACUGCUUUGCUUCACAGUCAUGACUGACGAGAGCAAGAAUUUUUAUUAUAUUCUGAAUUACCUCAAUAACCAACUAUACAAAGAUGAUGUGAAGGCCCUGCAGUUUCUCUGCUGUGAUCACAUCCCUCUGAAGCAACAGCAGCUCAUUAAAGAUGCAAAAGACCUUUUUAGUCAACUGGAACAAAGGGGAAUGCUGCAAGAAGAUGACAAGUUCCUCAUAGCUGAACUUCUCUACCGAAUACGUCGUUUUGAUUUACUGAAAAUUAUUCAUAGUACAAAAGACAUGGAGCAUAAAUUGACCAAAAAAGCAUAUAUUUCGAGUUUCAGGCAGCUCCUGUUUGAUAUCGCAGAAAGCAUAACUGAUGAAGAGUUACGGACUGUGAAAUACCUCCUAAAAGCAAGCCUUAACAUAACUGCACUGGAAGACAAAACAAUGUUUGAAGUGUUUACUGAAAUGGAAAAAGCUGAGAUACUUGGACAGACUAAUCUGGAAGAACUGAAGUGUAUUUUUUCAGACGUUAACAAGGCUCUUGUUAAAAAGAUUGAAAUUUAUGAAACUACUGUAAAAGAUGAAUGCAAAGAGCUUUCAUUUUCUGUACCUAGAAGGUGCAGUAGUCAUUUCAAACAAGAUCUGCAGUCAGGAGCUCAGGCAGGUGCUGAUCAGGCUGCUGCUGCUGCUGCUGCUGAUGAUGAUGAUGUCUAUGAUAUGAAAAAUAUCCCCCGAGGGAACUGCUUAGUAAUCAACAACUACAAAUUUAAUAUAGAAAAAAUGAAUCGUGAGGGGACAGAUAAAGAUGCUGAAGUGAUUAAGAAGACAUUUGAACAUUUUCAUUUCGAAGUGAAUCAGUUUGAUGAUGUGACUGCAGAAAGAAUGACUAGCGUACUGACAGAGUACCAAAAGAAGGAUUAUAAACGGAAGGAUUGCUUCGUCUGCUUCAUUCUCACGCAUGGAGAUAAAGGGGUUGUACAUGGAACAGAUGUGAAACCUGUAAGCUUACACAGCAUUACCUCUCUUUUCACUGGACAACAAUGCCCAUCACUCAUUGGAAAACCCAAACUGUUUUUCAUUCAGGCUUGUCAGGGUCAUGAUAGCCACACUCCUGUCUACGUGCAUACAGAUACUGAAUUGGAAAGUGAUGCUGUUCCUAUAAAGGAGUCUAUUCCAGACGAGUCAGACUUCCUGAUUGGCAUGUGUACUGUUGAGAAUUAUGAAUCAUUUCGAUAUAAAACAAGUGGCAGUGCAUACAUUCAGUGCCUCUGUGAAUAUCUGAUGCAGAAUGAAAGAGCUGACGAUCUUCUUACUGUAUUAACUCGCGUGAACAAGAAAGUUGGGAGUAUGACCUUCGAAAUAACAAAAGACAAUGUAAAGCAGAAAUUAAAGCAGAUGCCAGAAAUAAAAUCUUCCCUAAGGAAAAAAUUGUAUCUCCAGGUUUCUUAAAUUUAGUAACAAGUAAUACAAAUAAAUUGACUUAAUAAAUAAA
Protopterus annectens (West African lungfish) is the source of this 1782-nucleotide messenger RNA. RefSeq names its product caspase-8-like. The coding region runs from base 288 to 1739 and encodes 483 amino acids. Gene Ontology annotation, molecular function: cysteine-type endopeptidase activity; protein binding. The transcript has 9 exons. Gene Ontology annotation, biological process: proteolysis; negative regulation of extrinsic apoptotic signaling pathway via death domain receptors. Lineage: Eukaryota; Metazoa; Chordata; Ceratodontiformes; Protopteridae. The record is from RefSeq and is a predicted model, not a curated record.